UGAGGAUGAGGCGUCAUGUUGGGGGUAAACCUUUGUCGUCGGCGUCGCGUUGGGAGUGUUGCCAUUGCGGGUCAGGCGCACGUGCAGUGGAGUGCUGCAGCCGCAGCGUAACUGCAUCGCGACGCCAUCGCCACCGCAUCUCUUUCUUGCAAUUGCAGGCUGCAACCGCGGUCCCGCUCCCACAGACGAUUAAUAAUUUAAUCUCAAACGAAAUGAGUACUCAAGAUGGAAAAUCAGGAGGAAGUACUGAGGAGUUUUUCAUGGCCAAUCCUGACUACUUUUUCAUUGUUGGAAAUCCUGACUCUGGUAAAGUGGAACGGAUUGGUGUAUCCUCCAAUCAACUGAAAGCUCAUAGCCCAGUGUUCAGGAGCAAGCUGAAAGAUCUUCAACAAUCUGAUCGUCCAGAAGACAACCUCCUCAUUAGUGAUGUUAACCCGGACACGUUCAAACUGAUGCUCAGGCACAUCUAUGGAGGAGAUCUACCCAAACUAGAUGAAAAGGAAAUAAUUCACUUGGCUUUGUUUGGGAAGUCUUAUGAUAUCAAUGGCUUGGUCGAUAAGGUAGCAAGUCAACUUAAACCAUCAAGUGCUAAAAAUAUAAUUCCCGCUUUGAAUUUUUUAUCCCACAAUUACUGUCCAACAUUGGAGGCAGAGGUAUGCAAAAUCAUCCAAACAGAGACCUCAAGUGUUGUUUACGACAACACGUAUUUGAAUAUAGGCGAACACUCUGUUUUGUUGAUAGCCAAGCAAGAUGCAUUGAACAUAACUGAAAUAGAACUUUGGAAAUUUCUUGUACGCUGGGGCGGAAAUGAAUUGAAAGCUCGUCAAGAGAAGUCGCUCAGAAAUUGCCUGAUCAAAGUUCUGGAGCAUUUUAGGUUUCUAACACUCACUGUUCAAGAGAUUGUUGAUCAUAUACUGCCCAGUAAUGUACUGACACCUGCAGAAGUCGGUGAGUUGUUUUACGCAAUAAUUGCAAAGCAAGAGCCAUUAAAGGCACCUGGUCUCUGUCAAAUUAGGGAAAAACGAAAACUGCUCUCCAACCCUGUUAAUGAAACACCUAAAUCAUUAAAAUUUGGUGUUACACCAUCCAGCGUUUCAGCUUUAAAACUGAAAAGACAAGGCGGAAAAAAGUAUUCUUCUUUCAGUAUAGAACUUUUACAACAAGUAACGAUGUCAAUUGAUUCCUUUAUCAUAAGAAAUGAGGAGCGUGAACCAAACUCUAAUCUCAAUCGAGUUUACGAACUUCAAUGUUACAUUACAAUUGUCAAGUCUUCUGAAGGUUUCCCAGUUGAGGAAUAUGUCGUUUCAAUCACAAAGCCAGCAGCUAUAAUGUUUGAUGAUGUUAAUCUGUCUAUCAGGUUGAAAAAUGACCAACCCUUAGUUUUAAAAGGACCUGGCAGAUAUUUCUUCAACAUUUCCUUUAACAUUCCAAUCACUGUGUACGAGAUUUACAAAAUGGAUUCAUCAAACAAAGAACAGAAUGUUACGUUCGAAAAACACCCGUAUCCAUCUGAAAUGUAUGUAAGAUAUGAAGACCAGCCCCAUGUGAUAGGAAUUGUUUUCAAAACACGUCCAACCCCCAAAUAAUAAUUAGUAAAAUCUUGAUUUGAAGCAACACAAAAAUAGGAUUUGUAAAAUAAACAUAAACUAUAAAUCUGAAUAUUUACUUUAGUUUCAAAAUAGGCUACUUCAAUGUGGACAACAAAUCUACAUUAUAUUUCUUUCUGGUUACCUAUUCUUUCCUCUUAACAGCUCUGGGAAUGUGUUGGAAUUUAUAACCAAUCAAAACCACAGUAAAACUACCAUAUUUUCGUAUACCGUACAAAUAUCUUGAUGCAAAAAUUUAGUUGUUAGUGUGUUAAUUAGAAUCUCUGAUCAAGCUUGAAACUGUGAGUCAAAUAAGUCUUGGAGAAGAAAGCUUUUCCCUUAGUUUCUGUAUUUCACACUAAAAAUAAAAAUAGAAAUAUAAUCAAGUAGUGUUGAGAAUGUAUAAUUUUUCUUUCAGCAGUUUAACAACUUUGCCAGAAAGUUAUCAACUUCACUGUUGCAUUGAAAAAACAUAUUAGGAGAUACUUUCCGUAACUUAACAUGUCACAUUUUAAAUGCUUGGGGGACACAUAUCUAAGCCAAUAUGAAUAUUUAAUGGAUGCAAUUUGCUAUAUGAAUUUUAAGUAAAGUUUUGUGAAAGAAUUUAGCUUAUUUGUUUACACAAUUUCAAGAAAACUUUUGUUAUAACUUUGGUUUGUUAACUUUCGUACAAUAUUUAUUUGUUCAUUAUUAAUAAGGUUUUGUCCAAGGUUUUGCCAUCAAUUAUUGUUGUUUAAUGAAUGUGAAUAAACCAUUACAGAUUGUUCUUUU
Molecule: messenger RNA, 2357 nt
Organism: Macrosteles quadrilineatus (aster leafhopper)
Lineage: Eukaryota; Metazoa; Arthropoda; Insecta; Hemiptera; Cicadellidae
Exons: 4
Coding region: 6-1586 (526 amino acids)
Biological process (GO): neurogenesis
Cellular component (GO): cytosol
Molecular function (GO): protein binding
Source: RefSeq, a predicted model, not a curated record